AUGUUUCUCUUCUUCAUUACCCUAGUAGCAAUUUUUGUGAAAUGUGAGGAGUGCGGGUGAGAUGAAUAUCACCUUUUCUUUAAAUGGUUCAUUUUCGAGAUCUCGGAUUGGAAUUUGCCCAUUUGUAACCAAUUUCACUAAAACUGCCGUAAUACAGCGCAAUGCGGACCCGGUGAACUCAUCGCUGUGUGAUGCAACUAACAUGACUGCAAGUUAAAAAAAAUUACACGUUUAGCUAUACAAUAUGGAUUUUCUUUCAAUAAAGUUGAAGUUUUCUUUGCAGCUGUGGACGAAUUGUCUCUUUUCGGAGUAUUCGUGUUUUCAAGUCCAGGUUAAAGAUGAGAGAAUUUUCGGAUGUAUUCCCGAUCAAGAACUCGUGCCUGUUGUAUUGAAAGUUUGUAGAAUUCCUCUAUUCUUGGUUUUUUUCAAUUAUGACUUAAUACGAGUGAAUAAAAAAACACUCCCCGUUUUCUACACACAAUUCAGAAGCAAAAUUUAGCUCUUGGUUUAUUUUCGCUUAGAAAGCGAUAAAAAAUGCAAAGCAAAGAUCAGAAGUAAAAUAUUACAGUACAAAAACCAGUGGGGAAACACGAGUGCAAUAGCCGUCAUACGACAAAAUUUCGUCAAAUUUUCUAGGUAGGUCGAAAAUUGAAAUAGAAAGUUCACAAGUUAGUUAAAAUUUGAUCAUGAUGAAUUGUGAGUAGACUUGUAAAACUUCCUCAGCUUUAAGCUUGUGUUAAGGCCGGCCUGUCAGCUUAUAAACCUUCUGUUUAUCUUUUCAUUGGAAAUUCACCAGAAACGAAAAAAUUACCAAGUAAAAACAAACUUUUCGGUGAACAUGUUAGGUUCGGAUAAAAAUCAACUUCCGACAGAUUACUCACCUAAAAAGAUAUCAUCUGUACAGGAGUUGCUCAUCGAUAAACACCUGUGCAGAUUCGACAGUGCAUUUGGCAAGCGGCGCAAGCAUCGUGGCCCGAGUCUGUUGUUGCAAGGGCGCCAGUUGCUCGGACAUCACCAAGCUCGACUGGUCAAGUUGGUGCUCGCACAUUUACCCAACAUUAUGAACUGUUCCGCUCUCGAGCCGCGAGCGAUAUCGCUGCAAACGUCUUGCGCGACCUUCAAAAAAAUUUCCUUCAAAACUUCUUUUUUUUUUCUCUUUCAAUAUUUCAUCAUGAAAAUUCAUUUAAAAAUCCUAGAAAUUGAAACUCAAAAUCAUCUCUGACACUAAAACAUUCAAUCAUAUUUUUCACUCUAAGACGGCUGUUUUCAAUUCCGGAAAAAGUCUUAGAAGAGCAUAUUAUCAAAAUUUACUGAAGUAAAUUUUAGCACAAAAUCUGAAACGGACGUCGAAAAAAGAGGUCGAAGCUGAGGCAUUCAAGUUCGAGCUGACCCCGCUGCAGUACUGGACGUUGAGUACCUCUUACGCAACAGUCUCUUUCAUUCUGUUGUUGUUCGUCGCACUGAAGCAGUACGGCAAGAUCCAAACUCGUCUCGUCAUGGCAUAUCACGUUGACUGCUCGUUUGUUUUGCUUUGCUUUUAUACUUAAAAGGUUAGUUUAGAAGAACGUCAGAGCGGUCCCUAUAGAUAGGGGUGAGAGGAAAAAACCUUCAUAGGAGACGAAAAAGAGUUCCCAACAUGGGUUAAAUUUAGGUAGUUCCUGUAUGGGUUUAGGGUCUGACCCCGUAGCCGCUGAAGCUUAAGUGGUCCUUAUAGAGGCCUUUUGAUUUUUGUUCAGAUUUGAAAAUUGAACUUUUUUUAAAUGAAACUUGAUAAAUUAAUCCUUUUUUCAAAUGACGCUAAUUUAUUGACUUUUCCGCUUGAAAUGCUUCUUCUCAUUGAUUUCAUAAGAAUAAACGACUAGCGUGUCCUCUAGAGGGUAACCUUCAAGACCUGCUGAGGUUAUGCCUACAAGGACCACUCUGGAAAGCUCCUAAUGGAGCCACAAAAGAAAAGUAUUGAUGAAAACGGACAUAUUAGGCUUAAAAAUUUUCUCGGUGCCUCAGCGGGUGUAGCAGAUAUAUCUCUUUUUUUUCAAUUAUCUUGAUCUAGGUCUAUAAACCAACAAAGUUUGAACUUGAUCAGCGUUUUAGAGUCCGCAUAGAUUCCUAGUCAAGUUUCCUUUGAGUUCACUACUCACUUUUAUUUUGUUUAUAGACCGGAUACUGAAUCUUCCAUGUCUUCUAUACAAAAAUGA
Caenorhabditis auriculariae is the source of this 2195-nucleotide messenger RNA. The record is from the annotation of a GenBank genome assembly. NCBI's taxonomy places the organism in Eukaryota, Metazoa, Nematoda, Chromadorea, Rhabditida, Rhabditidae.